UCGAAUUCUGGAACACAGACUACUAUUUGGCUGAUAGUUGGCAGUGAUAAGAAGUGAUCCACUAUGGACAAGAGUAUGCUAGGAGAUCUGCAAUCGCUCUCUGAGGAAGAUAACAUCAAAAUGUCUGCGAUGAUCGAGCAGCUCCAAAUCCGCGAUAGUUUGAGGAUGUACAACUCACUUGUGGAGAGGUGUUUUAAUGACUGUGUUGACACAUUCAAGCACAAGUCCCUGCAGAAGCAAGAGGAGAGCUGUGUGCGGCGAUGUGCUGAGAAGUUCCUAAAGCAUUCGAUGCGAGUUGGCAUGAGGUUCGCAGAGCUCAACCAAGGUGCAGCAACACAGGAUUAAGAACAAGUUACCAUAUCUCAAUAAGGAUUGAGGAGCCAAUUUAUCGUCUCAUUUCUCAGUCGGUGUAUUAGACAAUGUCUCAACAUAACAAAUUUCUCGCUUAAGCCCAUUUUGCCAGGGGCGAAAUAGCAUGUUCUAGUUUGUAGAUACAAUGCCAUUACUCCCUAUAAAGUUUGUGUCCUUCAAGUAAGGUCUUUGCUGGCCUUUUUGUUAUGAAAAAAAAAAAAA
Molecule: messenger RNA, 573 nt
Organism: Morus notabilis
Lineage: Eukaryota; Viridiplantae; Streptophyta; Magnoliopsida; Rosales; Moraceae
Product: mitochondrial import inner membrane translocase subunit Tim9
Exons: 2
Coding region: 64-345 (93 amino acids)
Source: RefSeq, a predicted model, not a curated record